CAACAUUCGAGCACCCCUCACUAUCAAGUGGGACAUUCCAAGAUGGCGACGCCCAUGUAUCGAACAAAAAAACCUGUCUUGUUUGCGCAAUUUGCGCUGUUGUGUAACUAAAUAAGAGCAUGAGUUAGCACUUCUGCGCUGCGUCCAGACUUUGGCAGGUUCAGUUUACACAACGGGACAUGUAAACAGCUUCAGUAGUAAGGCCUACUCGUACUGAAACUUCCCAAGAACAGCCCGAAAACUUUCCACGAUGCUGCCAGCAUAUUGCAGUCCAAACAGCUCGCUUACACCAGUAUGGGUGGACCAGGGUCUGUCUGUAUGUUUCACAGAAACCCUCGUCCCUGCAGUUCUACAAGGAUUCAUCCUCGUAUGCGGCGGGAUACAGGGCCUCUUCCUCAUGAAGUACUCAACCGUCAUCGAACCCAAAUACGUACCCAAAAGUGCCCUCUACCACUUUCAGUUGGCGAUGCACGUGCUGCUGGUGGUCCAAGCAAUUGUCCAGUUGGUCUUGCACGCAACACUCGGGGCCAAAGCACUCUACGGCUCCACAAUCCUCUACACGUGUUUCUACGCGCUCUCGUGGUGGAUGGUGAUGAUUCUCAUGGCAGCUGAGAGGAAGAGAGAGAUUUUAACGCGAUCUUCGCGAGGACACGGCACAGUUCUUCUGCUGUUCUGGGCGCUGGCUUUUCUUCUGGAGAAUCUGGCACUUGUGUCGUGGAACAGCAGACACUGGUGGUGGAAGAUACAGACUGUGGACCAGAAGGUUGAGUUUGGUUCCUGGGUGGCACGUUACAGCUGUACCCUACUGCUGUUCCUGCUGGGCCUGUGUGCUCCCGGCCGACCAGCCAAACCCUACAUGAACAUCAUCAACGAGGACAGGGAUGUGGAACAGGCUGAGCCAUUGUUGGAUGAGUUUGCGACUGAAUCGGAAGGUUCGACCUUCCGCGGGUUCUUACGGAAGUGCAAGCUGCUUUGGCCAUUCAUGUGGCCGAAGGGAAGCCUGGCGUUACAGCUACGAGUCGUGUUCUGUUUCCUGCUGCUAGCCGCGGGACGAGGCAUCAACGUGCUGGUCCCUAUCUACUACAAAAUCAUCGUGAAUCGUCUGACCAAGUCUGAGUUCCCCUGGGAUGACAUCCUGCUCUACACAUUCUGGAAGUUCCUACAGGGAGGAGGAGCAGGUACGGCAGGACUUUUGAACGGUCUUCGUUCUUUCCUGUGGAUCCUGGUACAACAGUACACCAACAGAACUAUGUCUGUUCGGCUCUUCAAACAUCUACACCAGUUGUCCCUGAGGUGGCAUCUAACCAGGAAAACGGGGGAGGUUCUGCGAGUUAUGGACAGGGGGACACAGAGCGUCAACAACCUGCUCAAUUACAUCCUGUUCAGCAUAGUGCCUACCAUAGUGGAUAUCAUCAUUGCCAUUGUCUACUUUACUGGAGCUUUCAACAUCUACUUUGGACUGAUUGUCUUCUGUUGUAUGGCGCUGUAUUUGGGAUUGACAAUCUUUGUGACAGAAUGGAGGACCAAGUUUCGAAGAAAGAUGAAUAUCAAGGAAAAUGCCAUGAAGCAAAAAGCAGUGGACUCACUUCUCAACUUUGAAACGGUGAAGUACUAUGGUGCAGAGGAGUAUGAAGUGGACAAGUUUCAUGACUUUGUGAAAGACUAUCAGGUUGAAGAGUGGAAAACCAAUGCGUCCCUGAGUGUGCUGAACAAUGCCCAGAACAUCGUGAUCACAGUGGGUCUGAUAGCAGGGUCCCUGCUGUGUGCCAGCUACGUGGCCGACAAAAAAUUACAAGUUGGUGACUACGUCCUGUUCUCUACGUACAUCAUCCAGCUUUACGCACCUCUCAACUUCUUCGGAACUUACUACAGGAUGAUCCAGGCUGCAUUUAUCGACAUGGAGAACAUGUUUGACCUUCUGAAGGAGAAACAGGAGGUCAAGGACAUCCUGGGGGCACGGCCGCUGGUCGUCGGCGAAGGUCGCAUUGAGUUUAAGAACGUCUGCUUCUACUACCAGCCUGAGAGGAAUAUCCUGAAGGACAUCACGUUCACGGUGAACCCGGGCCAGACGGUGGCGUUGGUCGGUCCCACGGGCAGCGGCAAGUCCACCAUCAUCCGGCUGCUCUUCAGGUUCUACGACGUCAUGGGAGGAGCCAUCCGCAUCGAUGGGCAGGACAUCUCCAAGGUUACCCAGACCUCCCUUCGCAAAAGCAUCGGCGUGGUUCCUCAGGACACAGUACUUUUCAAUGACACAAUCAGGACAAAUAUCAGAUAUGGGAAGGUGAGCUCUAAAGACGAAGAUGUGGAGGAGGCUGCGGAUGCUGCUGAGAUUCAUGACAAAAUCCUGAUGUUCCCUGAUCAGUAUGAGACGAUGGUAGGUGAGCGGGGGUUGAAGCUGAGUGGGGGGGAGAAACAGAGAGUGGCCAUCGCCCGAACCAUCCUCAAGGCUCCAUCUAUUGUACUACUGGAUGAGGCCACGUCUGCGCUGGAUACCCAGACUGAGAGGAACAUCCAGGCUUCCCUCAACAGGGUCUGUAACAACAGGACCACCAUCGUAGUGGCUCACAGACUGUCGACAAUCAUCAACGCGGACCAGAUCCUGGUGUUAAACGAGGGAGAAAUCGUGGAGAGAGGAACACAUGAUGAGUUGGUUAAUCUUGGCGGGAUGUAUGCCAACCUGUGGCAACAGCAGCUGCUAAACCCUGAGGACAGCAAUGGAUCGGAGAAAGCAGACACAGAGGAAAACAAGAACAAGGACGAUUAACCAUUUUCCUGCUAGGCCUUUCGUUUCAUAUACAUUUGUAUGCUGCAUUCAGUGGCAUUGGCAGUGGAGUAUGUUGCCAAGACUUGUGGUGUAUUGUGCAUAGCACUUCAGCAGAACGUUUAGUUUUUGAUAGUAAUUGUAUUCACAUAUUUAAAGAAAG
Molecule: messenger RNA, 2924 nt
Organism: Branchiostoma belcheri (Belcher's lancelet)
Lineage: Eukaryota; Metazoa; Chordata; Leptocardii; Amphioxiformes; Branchiostomatidae
Product: ATP-binding cassette sub-family B member 6, mitochondrial-like
Exons: 21
Coding region: 251-2764 (837 amino acids)
Biological process (GO): transmembrane transport; heme transport
Cellular component (GO): membrane
Molecular function (GO): ABC-type heme transporter activity; ATP hydrolysis activity; ATP binding
Source: RefSeq, a predicted model, not a curated record